This is a messenger RNA of Nicotiana tabacum (common tobacco), 2711 nucleotides long. NCBI's taxonomy places the organism in Eukaryota, Viridiplantae, Streptophyta, Magnoliopsida, Solanales, Solanaceae. The record is from RefSeq and is a predicted model, not a curated record.
AAGUCUCCUGUGGUAGAGGAAGAUGAUGUUGUGGGCUUUGACGAGGAGGUGAGAAAGAUAAUCAACCGUCUUUUUGAAGGAUCAGAUAGUCUAGAGGUUGUUCCAAUUGUUGGUAUGCCCGGGCUUGGUAAAACGACAUUAGCAAAUCAGGUUUACAAGCAUCCUGAAGUUGUAUAUGAAUUCUAUACUCGCAUUUGGGUUUACGUUUCUCAGACAUAUAGAAGAAGAGAAUUAUUUCUCAACAUCAUCAGUAAGUUCACCCGAAACACCAAACAAUAUCAUGAUAGUCCUGAGGAAGAUUUAGCGGACGAAAUACGAGAGUUUUUGGGGAAGAGUGGAAAAUAUCUGAUUGUCUUGGAUGAUGUAUGGUCUGGCGAAGCUUGGGACCGUAUCAGGAUUGCUUUUCCGGCAACCAAUAAAGGUAACAGAGUAUUGUUGACGACUCGAGAUAGCAAAGUUGCUAAAUACUGCAGUCAUAUCCCUCAUGAUCUAAAAUUUUUGACUGUGGAUGAAAGUUGGAUUUUGCUACAGAAAAAGGUUUUUUACAAGGAUAAAUGUCCUGUUAAAUUGGAACAACCUGGAAAGAGCAUAGCUGAAAAGUGUAGGGGACUACCCAUUGCAAUAGUGGUGAUUGCAGGAGCUCUAAUCGGAAAAGAUAAGACAACAAGGGAGUGGGAACAAGUCGAUAAGAAUUUGAGUGAGCACGUCAUAAAUGUAGACUCAAUGAGCUGUAAGAAAUUGGUGCAAAUGAGUUAUGACAACUUGCCUUAUGACUUGAAAGCAUGUUUUUUAUAUUGUGCAGUAUUUCCAGGAGGCUUAGAGAUACCUUCUUGGAAGUUAAUCCGUCUGUGGAUCGCGGAAGGAUUCAUACAGUAUAAAAGCGACUUAUCUCUUGAACGUAAAGCAGAGGAAAACUUGAAUGAUCUCGUCAAUAGGAAUCUAGUGAUGGUAAUGCAAAUAACGUCUGAUGGCCACAUCAAAACAUGCCGUGUUCAUGACAUGUUGCAUGAGUUCUGUAGACAAGAGGCUGUGAAGGAGGAAAAUCUUUUCCAAGAAAUAAAACUAGGUGCUGAGCAAUAUUUUCCUGGAAAGCGGGAAUUAUCCACCUACCGUCGCUUAUGCAUUCAUUCCUCAGUUUUGGAUUUUAUCAGUACAAAACCCGCAGGUGAACAUGUUAGGUCAUUCUUAUCCUUUUCUUCAAAACAAAUUGAGUUGCCAUCUGUCAACAUCCCAACCAUACCAAAAGGCUUUCCGUUGCUAAGGGUUUUGGAUGUUGAAUCCAUCAACUUUAGUCGCUUUUCCAGGGAGUUUUUCCAGUUAUAUCAUUUGAGGUAUAUUGCUAUCUCAUCUGACACGAUCAAGGUCCUUCCUAAACUUAUUGGAGAACUUUGGAACAUCCAAACCCUCAUAAUUAACACGCAACAACGCUGUCUUGUUAUUCAAGCAAACAUAUGGAAUAUGGCACGACUAAGGCAUCUGCACACUAACUCUUCUGCUAAGUUGCCUGUGCCUAUUGCCCGAAAAAGUAGUAAAGUUACUUUGGUAAAUCAAAGCCUGCAAACUCUCUCCACAAUUGCUCCUGAAAGCUGCACAGAAGAAGUGUUUGCAAGGGCUCCAAACCUGAAAAAGCUGGGCAUUCGUGGGAAAAUAGCUGUGCUUCUUGAGCCAAAUACAUCUACAUCGUUAAAAAAUGUGAAGAAGCUAGAAUACCUUGAAAGCUUGAAGCUGAUAAAUGAUAGUAUUCAAACAGGAAAAGAGUUGCACCUUCCACCUGCAUAUAUAUUUCCAACAAAGUUGAGGAAGCUGACUUUAUUGGACACCUGGUUGGGGUGGAAUGAUAUGUCUGUAUUGGGGCAGUUGGAACACCUUGAAGUCCUGAAGCUCAAAGAAAAUGGGUUUAUAGGAGAGUGCUGGGAGCCAAAAGUUGGAGGUUUUUCUUCGCUACUGGUGUUGUGGAUUGAAAGGACAAACUUAGUUUCUUGGAACGCAUCAGCUGAUCAAUUUCCAAGACUUAAGCGUCUUGUUCUCAUCUCCUGUGAUAGGCUUAAGGAAAUUCCCAUUGGUCUGGCUGAUAUACGCAGCCUCCAAACGGUAGAGUUGUACAAUUCCACCAAAACAGCAGCAAUAUCUGCCCGGGAACUACAAUACAAAAAGGACAAGCAACCUCAAGGGACCGAGAAGACUGGGUUCAAACUUUCUAUAUUCCCUCCUGAUCUGUGAUUGCAACUGGAUGUACAGCUUUCUUGAGAGGUCUUCUUUGAUGUAUACCACAUUGCAUCGACUUUGGACAAAAUACAACUCUCUCAGGAGGGACUUCGUUGGUUUUUACUCUGAAGCCUGCUGCAUCUUGUAUAUUCUAAUUUGAUAAGUUUCAUAAUAAAACCAGAUUAUUUCUCGUUAUCCUUCAUACGUGGAAAGAGUAAACCGAAAGCAGAGUGUUUCUGUAAUUCUUGAGCUGCUUUUGUCUUUCUCAUGCCGUUCGUGUAUAGUCUUGUCGAUUGUGACCCCGUGUUCGAAUUUGAAAUUGGAUGUCUAUUGUCGUAUGUUAAUCCAUUAGGGCUACAUUGGUUUUCUUAGAUAAGAAAUUUAAUUGUGUAGCCCUUGGCUUCACAAUGAAAUUUACGAGGUAGCCUGCAAUGUGGUUAAGUUAUUUGGUAAUGGGCUGUAUCUCACAAUAUUAUCCUUUGUAAUACAAGUAUUAUCUUAUUUUA